CUUCAGGUUGUGGGAGUUUUCUUGGCUGUGUUUUUCUAACAGGAUUUUCUCGCUUUCGUGAUAACAAAAACGGCGGAUAUAACACGGUUACCAGUUUAAGGAUCGUAGCAUGGCCGCAAGCAUCAGUUUGAAGGAUCGAAGCAUUUAUGAGCAACUGUGCAAAGAUUAUCUAAAUUUGAAAACGAUUGCCAGUGGUAUCUGUGAUCGAGACAGUCUGAUUGGAAAACUGAAAGAUGAUCUUAAACCGGAAGUUGGGUCGGUACGCCGAAUUUCGAAGGUGGGGAAUGCCGAAGACCUUUGGCGCUUGCUUGAAGGCAGAAAUUUACUCAGUAUGAUUAAGUUUGAACUGUUCAAACGAAUAGGUGCAAUUUUGAACGAUGUCGAUUUUGACAAAUUCCUGGAAAUGUAUAAACUGAUACAUCAAACGAAUCGGGCUAUGAUCAGGCGCUUUUAUUUGGAAGAUCUUCGAUACCGGGAUAGGAGAUCACUUCUAGAGCGUGAAAUUGAGGCGGUGAAGUUAAAUGAAAACCUUCCAGAUCAGACGAAAACAAAUGGUGUAAAGUUGAACGAGUUCAUCCCCUCGAAUCGCGUGCUUAGUAAACCAGCUGGAGUGCCAUCAAGUACCAGUAGUUCAAGUUCGUCCAGCAAAAAUAGUGAAAAAUUCUGUCAAGCGAUUCAUGAUCUGCUGGUCAGAGAAAUUGGACGUGAUUGGAAUACACUCGGGCGUCAUUUGGGACACAGUGUAGCCUCGCUGUAUUCCAUUGAAGAACGACACCCGAAAGACGUUAAGGCCCGAAUCCUGGACAUUGUUAUCGAAGCUGAGAACGAAGCUGGCGAUUGGAAUCAUUUUAUCGUGCAACUUCUGCAAGCUUUGGAGGACAGCAGACGCAAAGACUUAAAACGGAAGAUCGAUAAGCUUUUGAGCCUGUGAAUCAGCACGGGGAUGUUUCUCAAAAUUAAUCGUACUAUGAAAUAGAGUUAUUUUUAGAAAAUAGCAAAUGAUAUAAUAAAUCAAUAUGGUUUUUAUAAUAAGAAGUUAA
Molecule: messenger RNA, 1040 nt
Organism: Uranotaenia lowii
Lineage: Eukaryota; Metazoa; Arthropoda; Insecta; Diptera; Culicidae
Gene: Fadd
Product: fas-associated death domain protein
Exons: 2
Coding region: 110-931 (273 amino acids)
Biological process (GO): signal transduction
Molecular function (GO): protein binding
Source: RefSeq, a predicted model, not a curated record